AGCUCCUCCAACACGGUUGCUGGAAAACUUAAAGACUCCCUUGCAGAAGCACUCGAGCUGUACCUUCCAGUAGCUGGAGCCAUUCAUAGUUACGAUGAUGGAAGUACUGGCUUGUAUAUUGCCACAGAUAGCGAAAACCGCCAGGGCACGCCUUUUCUUUUAGAAACGAAAAACAUACCAUAUACCGAAAACGAUGAUGAAAAGAAUAUGUUUUCGCGUGGCACUUCUUUAUUACCCGCCGGAUCAAGCAUAUCUGCUGUUAAAGUAACUCAG
Molecule: messenger RNA, 273 nt
Organism: Zychaea mexicana
Lineage: Eukaryota; Fungi; Mucoromycota; Mucoromycetes; Mucorales; Lichtheimiaceae
Exons: 1
Source: RefSeq, a predicted model, not a curated record